AUGCUGAAUCGCUUUCGGCCAGCGCGGCUAGUAGCCCAAUCCUCCAGAUGCUCGUCCUUGAAGAGGACGCGGGCAGGCCCUUUGCCCGUUAGCAAUAUCAGGACCUUGGCUACGAGAGCCGGCGCUAUCAACACCAAGGAACCGACCGAACGCGACAACAUCACCACUCUCUCUAAUGGCGUCCGUGUUGCUUCCGAGGACCUUCCCGAUGCCUUCUCCGGUGUGGGUGUCUACAUCGAUGCGGGGUCCCGUUACGAGAACGACUAUGUUCGGGGUGCCAGUCACAUCAUGGACCGACUAGCCUUCAAGUCCACAAGUACGAGGACUGCCGACGAGAUGCUUGAGACCGUUGAGAAGCUCGGCGGUAACAUUCAGUGUGCCUCGUCUCGCGAGUCCAUGAUGUACCAGGCGGCUACCUUCAACAAGGCUAUUCCCACCGCCGUUGAGCUCAUGGCCGAGACCAUCCGCGAUCCCAAGCUUACGGACGAGGAGCUUGAGGGACAGAUCAUGACGGCGCAAUAUGAGGUCAACGAGAUUUGGUCCAAGGCCGAGCUUAUUCUGCCCGAGCUGGUGCACAUGGCUGCUUUCAAGGACAACACUCUCGGCAACCCUUUACUUUGCCCCAAGGAGAGGUUAGACUACAUCAACCGGGACGUCAUCCAAACAUACCGCGACGCUUUCUACAGGCCUGAGCGCCUUGUUGUCGCCUUUGCUGGUGUUCCUCAUGAGAAGGCCGUCCAGCUCGCCGAGAAGUAUUUCGGUGAUAUGAAGGCCUCUGAUGCCCCCGGUCUCUCAAGGACUGGUUCCGAAACCUCUCUCGACUCACUAGCGUCCGAGUCCAGCGAGGCCUCUAGUGAAUCUUCAUCCUCAUCUGACUCUUCCGAGUCGAGCGGUGGGCUUCUAUCCAAGCUCUUCUCUCCCAAGCCCAAGAAGGCCACCCCCAACCCCUUCCUUACCCGGGUACCUAUCAGCACCGAAGAUUUGACCCGGUCCGCUCGCUACACCGGCGGAUUCCUCACCCUCCCACCACAGCCCCCACCGCUCAACCCCAACCUGCCUACCUUCACCCACAUUCAGCUCGCCUUCGAGGGCCUCGCCAUCUCGGACGACGACAUCUAUGCCCUCGCCACACUUCAGACCCUCCUCGGCGGCGGCGGCUCCUUCUCCGCCGGUGGUCCCGGCAAGGGCAUGUACUCGCGCCUGUACACCAACGUGCUCAACCAGCACGGCUGGGUUGAGUCCUGCGUGGCCUUCAACCACUCGUACACGGACUCGGGUCUCUUCGGCAUCGCCGCCUCGUGCUAUCCCGGUCGCACCCUGCCCAUGCUGCAGGUCAUGUGCCGCGAGCUGCACUCCCUCACGGCCGAACACGGCUACUCGGCCUUGGGCGAGAUCGAGGUUUCGCGCGCCAAGAACCAGCUCCGCAGCAGCCUGCUGAUGAACCUCGAGAGCCGCAUGGUCGAGCUCGAGGAUCUAGGCCGCCAGGUCCAGGUCCAUGGUCGCAAGAUUCCCGUGCGCGAGAUGACGCGCCGUAUCAACGAACUGACGGUUAAGGACCUCCGGAGGGUUGCCAAGCGCGUGGUUGGUGGUAUGGCGAAUAACGCCGGCCAGGGAAGCGGCGCGCCGACGGUGGUGCUGCAGGAGGCGACGGUGCAGGGGCUCAAGACUACCGAGCUGGGAUGGGACCAGAUCCAGGAUACGAUUGCUCAGUGGAGGCUUGGUAGACGGUAA
Sordaria macrospora k-hell is the source of this 1731-nucleotide messenger RNA. RefSeq lists its product as uncharacterized. Lineage: Eukaryota; Fungi; Ascomycota; Sordariomycetes; Sordariales; Sordariaceae. Gene Ontology annotation, cellular component: mitochondrion. The record is from RefSeq and is a predicted model, not a curated record. Gene Ontology annotation, molecular function: metal ion binding; metalloendopeptidase activity.